This is a messenger RNA of Oncorhynchus nerka (sockeye salmon), 1150 nucleotides long. RefSeq names its product E3 ubiquitin-protein ligase TRIM8-like. The record is from RefSeq and is a predicted model, not a curated record. The transcript has 4 exons. Gene Ontology annotation, molecular function: zinc ion binding. Lineage: Eukaryota; Metazoa; Chordata; Actinopteri; Salmoniformes; Salmonidae. The coding region runs from base 1 to 807 and encodes 268 amino acids.
AUGUUCAGUGUACAGAGGUUCUCAAAGAGCCAGUCUCCAUCCCCUGGGGACACAGUUACUGCAGACAGUGCAUUGAGACCUACUGGAACCUGCCUGACUAGACAGGAGACAACGACUGUCCCCAGUGCAGAAAGAUAUUCAGAACUCCGUCCUGACCUCCUCACUAACUCAGCGUUGGAGAAGGUGAUUGAGACCUACUGGAACCAGCCUGACCAGACAGGAGACUACGACUGUCCGCAGUGCAGAAAGAGAUUCAGAACCCGUCCUGACCUCCUCACUAACUCAGUCUUGGAGAAGGUGAUUGAGAAACUCCACCAGGCAGGGUUCAAGGUCCCUGCUCUUCCCAAGCACUGCUACGCUGGACCUGAAGAUGUGGCCUGUGAUCUCUGCACUGAGAAACAACUCAAAGCUGUGAAGUCCUGUCUUACCUGCACUGCCUCCUACUGUGAGAGCCAUGUCAGACAUCACUACACCGUAGCAGCUCUACAGAGACACACCCUGGUGGGGUUGACUGGAAACCUGGAGCAGAAACUGUGCCAACUGCACCACAGAGCUCUGGAGGUCUUCUGUAAGACAGACCAGGUUUCUGUUUGCCUGGUGUGUGCCUUGCAGGACCACAGAAACCAUGAUGUCAUAAAGAAUGAGAGAGAUACUGAAGAGGAAAACACCAAAACUCAGGAGGAACAGAUGGAAGCUCGACUCCAUAGAGAGAUCAUGAUUCUACAACAUAAUACAGAGGAGCUUCCUGCUGAGAACUCUGAUCAGGCUGAAUGUGGGCGUGGCAGUGAAACUGUCCAGACUGGUUAGGAGGACAGGGAGAGGUUCUACUCCACUGACUGUCCCAGAACUCUCCCUGGUCCUAAAGAGCAGCCAGCCACCAGAGAGAGUGUUAUCCAGGGCUCUGAGUAGUGUUGUGUCCCUGCUGAGACUCUGGAGAGUUCAGUGUCUGGACCUGACUGACUUCUGCAUCCAGGGUCACUCUCUCAUCACACUGCUGUGUCACCAGGGACCUCUCUCUCUCAGACUGAAUUCAGACACUCUGCAGCAGCUGGCUGUAGUUGUGUAUGAAGCUCAGGACAAGGACUUGACUCAGUCGUUCCUGGAGAAGGUUGGUGGAGACCUGACCUCCUGCAGGCUGGACUGGGAAGUG